Ostrea edulis (European flat oyster) is the source of this 3009-nucleotide messenger RNA. RefSeq lists its product as uncharacterized. The record is from RefSeq and is a predicted model, not a curated record. The transcript has 3 exons. The coding region runs from base 144 to 2189 and encodes 681 amino acids. Lineage: Eukaryota; Metazoa; Mollusca; Bivalvia; Ostreida; Ostreidae. Gene Ontology annotation, molecular function: oxidoreductase activity; copper ion binding. Gene Ontology annotation, cellular component: plasma membrane. Gene Ontology annotation, biological process: iron ion transport.
AACAAAUACACCCGAAUAAAGGUGUACAAACGCCUAUUGUUAAAUUCCAUUGCAACGCUAAGGAUUGUUUGAUUGUCCACAUUCCAAAAAUAUCUCCUUAGGUGUCAUUUAGUUCUACAUUGUUAUCGGUGGUGGCUCUUAAAAUGGAUUCAAUACACAUAGUAUUUCUCGUUCUUGCUACAUGUAUACCUAUACACGUGAAAGGAUUCGUCUGCGAGAAUAGCACGUACUGCAUGACAUCACUGAUAAUCGAAAAUGCGUUUACAAUGAUUGAUCCCACCAGUGGACCGCUUUAUGUCGACGACAGAUCGCUUUACCCAAUAGAUGGUGGAGAAGCUGUUAACAUUUCGAAUGUGAUAUCUGCGGACGGAUGGAAUAAAACACGAAGGCUGGUGACUGCUAAUGGCACUAUGCCAGGACCUCCAAUCUACCUAUACCAGAACCAGAGGAUUACCGUUAUUGUGACGAACAACUUGAUAAACGAGGCGGUCACCAUCCACUGGCACGGAAUAGACCAACUUGGAUGGCCCGCAAUGGACGGAGUGGCGUUUGUAACGCAAUGUCCUAUUCUUCCGGGCCAGUCAUUCAACUAUACGUUUCAGCCUCGGUUUAGUGGUACGUACUGGUACCAUUCACACGUCGGCAACCAGAGAGACAUGGGAAUGUAUGGAGCUUUCAUCGUUCUGAAAAGAAACAAUGAAAUACCAAUUUCAAGGCAACAUAUCAUUCAGUUACAAGAAUGGAAUCAUCUGUACGAUCCAGUAACAUUGCUGAGGGCAAAACUUAAUGGCAAAGACAAGGAAGGAGUAUCGAUCUUGAUAAAUGGCAGAGGUGAUUUUGACAAUAAUGUGGCACCUCUAGCAUCUUUCGUCGUUGAUAAGGGAGAAAAUUACAAAUUCCGAUUGAUAGGAGUAGGAUCGAAAGACACAUUUCUUUUUUCUGUACCUGGUUUACGCCUUAUUGUUAAGGAGACCGAUGGCUAUGAAUUUGAAAAACGAACAGUUGAUAGAAUCAUUAUAUAUCCUGCAGAAAGAUAUGAUUUUGAACUAGAUCUCAGUUACGCUAGUGAGGGGAUAUACAAUAUCACAGUAUAUAUCCUCCAAGGCAGUGAUCUAAAAGUCCAAGAUAAACUUGUCGGACGUGGUCAUAUCAAUGUAACAAAUAAAUAUUCCUUACGAGUGACAAUGUUGAACAGAAACACUGAAGUGAUUUUGAAUUGUCCUUUUCAAGAGUAUCCGCCAUAUCCAAACUUCACCUGUCUACCUGUUUCUGAACUGAAAUCAAAUAUAUCUGAUGAUGGGUUGCAGUUUGGGUUAUCGCUAAUACAAAAAACAGAUAAGACAUAUACUCAUUUUUUAAACUUUGGAUUCCCUAAAUAUUCUUCAAUCAAUGGUCGGAAAUUCAUUUGGCCGAAAGUAUCCGCUCUUUCACAGCCUUCGGAAGUCGACACAACGUGUGCUGGAUGUGAUGACGAGACAUCAUGUGAGUGUUCACACACCCUGGAUCUCCCUUCUGGCUCCGAGAAUAUCAUGAUUCUUUCUAAUUUAGGAACUGGAAUGGUUAUAUCGCACCCCAUACAUAUGCAUGGUCACACAUACGAGGUUCUAAAAAUGGGAUUCCCUUCCUUUGAUUCCUCUGGUAUUCUUAUUCCCAAUGAAGAUAUAAUGUGUAGUGAAAGCAAACAAAACAACGCUAGCCAAUGUAACAAUGCAAGAUGGAGAAACCCAGCCUGGAACGAUUAUACAAAAAUCCCUGGGGUCAACCUCAUAGAUCCCGUUCGAAAAGACACCGUCGUAGUCCCAGUAGGAGGUUACACCAUUAUCCGAAUUCGAGCCACCAAUCCUGGAGUUUGGUUUAUGCAUUGCCACAUCGAUCCACAUAUGGUAUUUGGGAUGGCACUGAUGCUAAACGAGUCCUUUGAAUAUGUGAAAGAUCUCCCAAUGGGGUUACCGUCUUGCCAUAGCUUUACCAAUAGAGGCUCUCCUGCUGAAGCACAACAACAACAACAGACUCCUGUUAAUAGUGCGACGAUGGGGAUACCUGUUUUGGUGGUAAUUCUCAGUACCAUCCUAAUUGCAACGUUAACAUUGUUGGGUCAUUGUUACAUAUGGAAACGGCGUCAGGGAGAGGCUGCUAUGUAUGGUAAUCCGCAUGAACUGCAAGGAAUGGUCACUGAAGUUGUAACAUGACCGUUAAACUACGAAUAGUAAACUUCUAGUAGACAUGUACCAGAAAUAGAUGAUGAUUAGAAAUGUUUGUGUUACCAUUACAUGUAUUUACCAGUGCGUUCCGUAUUCUCUGUACAUGAAUUGUUUUUGCUUCUCAUUCUUACAAUAUGCAAAAUAUGACCAGCACACAAUUCGACCAUGUAUAACCAUUAAAUUCCAAAAUGAAGCCAUGGUGACCUACUUUGGGGUCAUGACACGCCUCCCCAAGAUGCAUCAAAAGACCAAUUUUGAUUGUCCUAGGCUAGAGAUCGCCCACGCUAACCGAUAUUUGUAGGGCCUUACCAUCAUACUUUUUCUCCAGGCACGUCGUAGUCAGGUCAGCCUCGUUUUCGGAUUUUAAUGGCUGAAUAGAGUCAAUUUUGCAAUACAUGUAUAUGAUACAGACACAGUUGGAGUAUCUAUAGCCAUAAAAUUCCAGAAAAAAGCCACAGCGAUCUAUUCUUGGGUCACGACACUCCUUUCUUCAAGAUUCAUCCGCUAACCAGGUUUGUUAGUCCAAGGUCGCAAAGUUUGAAAUACACGGCCCAAGCAUGAAAAAGCCAAAAGACGGACAGACAGAGAGACAGAUGAAUGGGAAAGUCCAAACCAUAAUUUGACCCAUCAAAGCACGGGCGUAUAUUAAUAUAAAAGAACAUUUUCAUUCAUUCAUUCAUUGAAUAUUGUUUUACGUCCCUCUCGAGAAUAUUUUGCUCAUAUGGAGACGUCACCAAUGCACUGACGGUGAAGGGCUGCGAAAUUUAGGCCUAUGCUCGGUGCUUAUGACCAUUGAACAGGGGGGGGG